Sinocyclocheilus anshuiensis is the source of this 1585-nucleotide messenger RNA. Its product is annotated as gastrula zinc finger protein XlCGF57.1-like. Gene Ontology annotation, molecular function: DNA-binding transcription factor activity, RNA polymerase II-specific; RNA polymerase II cis-regulatory region sequence-specific DNA binding. Bases 1 to 1338 code for a protein of 445 amino acids. The record is from RefSeq and is a predicted model, not a curated record. NCBI's taxonomy places the organism in Eukaryota, Metazoa, Chordata, Actinopteri, Cypriniformes, Cyprinidae. The transcript has a single exon. Gene Ontology annotation, biological process: regulation of DNA-templated transcription.
AUGGGACUGAAGGAAGACAAGCAUCAGUUUGAAAAACCUCAUCAUUUAAAAAAUGAAGAUGGAAAUGCAGUCAUUUCACAGACUGAACAAAAUUUUACACAAAAACAAGCUGGAAAAACUGGAGCCAAAGGAUCUUUCACAUGCACUCAGUGUGGGAAGAGUUUCAGCCGUACAUCAAACCUUAAGAGACACGUGAGAUUUCACACUGGAGAGAGGCCUUUUACAUGCACUCAGUGUGGGAAGAGUUUUGGUGAGAAAUCAGAGUUUAAUGGACACAUGAGAUCUCACACUGGAGAGAGGCCUUAUAAAUGCACUGAGUGUGGAAAAGGUUUCAGUCAGAAAUCAAACCGUAACAGACACAUGAAAGUUCACCCUGGACUGAAGCCUUAUACAUGCACUCAGUGUGAAAAGGUUUUCUUUGACAAAGAAGAACUAAAUGUGCACAUGAGAAUUCACACUGGAGAACGUCUGUUCACAUGCACUCUGUGUGGAAAGAGUUUCUGUCAGAAAUCAAAGUUUAAGAGACACAUGAGAUAUCAUACUCGAGAGAGGCAUUAUACAUGCACUCAGUGUGGAAAGAGUUUCUUUGUCAAAGGAGAACUUAAUGUGCACAUGAGAAUUCACACUGGAGAAAAACCGUUCACAUGCACUCAGUGUGGGAAGAGUUUCAGCCGUACAUCAAACCUUAAGAGACAUGUGAGAUUUCACACUGGAGAGAGGCCUUUUACAUGCACUCAGUGUGGGAAGAGUUUCUUUGUCAAACAAGAACUUAAUGUGCACAUGAGAAUUCACACUGGAGAAAGACCGUUCACAUGCACUCAGUGUGCAUUCAGUUUUAAAUCUAAAAGUGUCCUGAAAAAACAUCAGCUCUCUCACAUUGGAGUGAGAUCAUUCAGCUGUGAUCAGUGUGAUAAAACAUUUGUUUUCGCGUCAUACUUAAAAGAACAUCUUAAACUUCAUGCUGGUGUAAAGCGUCACUUUUGCACUUUUUGUGGAAAGAGUUUUACACAACCGUACAGUUUACAAGUUCAUCAGAUUAUUCAUACUGGUGUGAGACCUCAUGUGUGCUUUGACUGUGGAAAGACCUUUCUUACAUCUAGUGACUUAAAAAAACACCAGAGGAUUCACACUGGAGAGAAACCAUACAAGUGCUCACACUGUGGAAAGAGUUUCACUGAUUCAUCAACCUUGAAAACCCAUGAGAGAAUUCACACUGGAGAAAAGCCGUACCAGUGCUCUUCAUGUGGGAAGGAUUUCACUCGCUCAUUUACUCUAAUUAAACAUAAGAUAAAGCAUUGCCCAAAGUUGUCUAAGUCACAUUCAGAUCCAUCACUUUAAAAAAAAUUUAAUCCAAGUUUGAAAAUUUGAGAAAUACAAAACAAUAAAAAAAUAAAAAUAAUUUUAAGGGCAUUCUUUUACCUAAAAAUGGCACCAGAUGUUUUUCUAUUUAUAUUUCAAAAGUGAUUCUUCUCAUAUGGACUCUAAAAACACACUGGGAGAAGAUCAAAUUGCUCAGGAAAAGUGAAUCGUCUCUGGCAAUUCAGCAGUGUUUGACAGAUGCUAUCUAGUAGCAGUUAAAAUAGAA